UUGUCCAGUAGCCCUGGCCAAUCGGAAACUUAAAUAUCGGUCGAGUUCCACAAAUUUUUUCUCAAAUCUCUCGGUCGCUGUUCGAUUUUCAGUUCAUUUUUUGUGUACAAAACGGCAUAAAUGAUGGCUGAAAAUUCAGCCACAGAGGAAGCGAUACCGCCUGAGGCGGUAAAUAGUGAGGAUUCGGAUAAAGAUAUCAGCGCAAAGCCGCUGCAAAUGUCUUUUGCCGAUUGGAAGAAGAGCAAAGAGGCCAAGGAGCCAGGAGGGGUUGCACAAGGAAUGCGCAACGGCCGCAUAAUCCAUAAAAAUGACAACAAAUUGCAGGGCAACCAGCGCAAUCACAAUAAUAAUCAUAACAAUGGCAACAUGAAUAAUAAUUCAUUUCCACCGCUCAGCCGACCACCGCCGCUGCCUUUUCCCCUGAUGUCCAUGGGCUUUGGCAAUUUUGGUCCCGGCCCUGGUCCUUGUGGACCCGGCCCUGGUCCCUGUGGACCUGGCUCUGGCCCUUGUGGACCUGGCCCCGGUCCAAUGAUGCCGCCAAACUGCAAUAUGGGCGGCAAUAAUAUGGGCAAUAUGGGUCCGGGGCCGGGCCCGCGCAAUCAUCGCCCGCUGCAGCCGCCACCGUUUUGGGAGGACAUGAUGUCGCCACAGCUGCGACCGCCGCCCAUACAGCCGCCCAUGCCCAAGUGCCCGAGCCUAUGGAAUCUGGUGCCCAAGGAGAAGCAGGCGAAUCAGCGACAACAUAAAAGCAACAACCUCAACCAGAACCAACAGCCGCACAAGAAAUACAAAACGAGCAACAGCAAUAACAACAACAACAACAAUGCCGGUAGCAAUGUCAGCAAUGCUUUGCUGGAUGCGGCAUUGAUGCCGCCACCGCCCCCACCUGGAGACAACAACAACAGCGGCAGCUCCACAUCCACCAAAUCGAAUAAGUUGAUCAAGAUCAAAAAGGGCGGCGACACCUUUGUGCAGAUCGACGGCAAGUGGAUACAGCGACCGGAAGCACCGCCCCCGUUGGAGGAUGCACCGCCGGGCACCAAAGAGGAUCGUCAGCGCCAGUGGCGUGAAUAUCGUCAGGCCAUGAAGCCGUUCAAGAAUCGUGAAUUCCACAAUUGGAAACGCACCGUGCAGCGUCUCAGCAAAUUGCCACGCGAUCAGCUGGACGAAAAGCAGCUGGAUCGGCUGCAGAAAGCCGAGGAAUACAUUGGCGCACACAAGGCAAUGCUUACCAUUAAGCAUGCCGAGCAGUGGGUGCAGCAGAGUAACCAAAAAUCUGAAGUCACCACCAGCGACGGCAAGAGUAGUCAGGUGUUUGUACGCAAGCCCGUGAACGCCGGUUGGCUCAAUAAGGGCAACAACGAACCAAAAACAUUUCAACGUGGCGUUGCGCCCGUACGCCAUCCAACCUAUGCCACGGGACGCGCCAUCAAAGGCGGUGUUCCUGGCGAUGUGGCCAGCGUGACGCCCAUCCAACAUACCACAGUGCCGGCCAUGGGACAGUUUUCGGAGCUGCCGGCGCCGCCCAUGAGCGGCGGCUACUUUGGCUACAGCAGCAGCAAUCCCUACGGACAGGACACCGCCGGCAACAACAACAACAACAGCAGCAGCGGUGCCGGCGCCCUCGGCGUGCUCAGCGGCAACAGCAGCAGCUCGUUUUACACGAGCUACAACUCCAGCUUCAUCAAAGGAGGCACCCUACUGCCACCCUAGAAGGCUGCGACGACAACGCCCUGGAGCGAGAGCUACACCUAGUUAUAUAUAUAUAAAUAUAAUAAUAAUAAUAAUUAUGAUUAAUGCUGAUAAGCAAUGUGGAAGCGUUGUCUUAGUAGCUUUCGCUAUUGAUUGUAAAGAAAUUAAUAAAAUAAUAACUUAUACCAAG
This is a messenger RNA of Drosophila novamexicana, 1882 nucleotides long. RefSeq lists its product as uncharacterized. Lineage: Eukaryota; Metazoa; Arthropoda; Insecta; Diptera; Drosophilidae. The transcript has a single exon. The record is from RefSeq and is a predicted model, not a curated record. The coding region runs from base 121 to 1713 and encodes 530 amino acids.